CUGCGCCAACUUGGCUGAUUUAUAUAUUUCCUCCCUUUCUGCGUUCAGAAUAAUACUGUGUGUUCUCUGCUCUGAGAGACACUGUAACCAGACAGACUGACACAAUGGGCUGUGAGAGAAGGCUGUUCCUGACUGCUGCUCUGCUGGCUGUCUUUUUAUGCAGUGAUGCUAUCACCGGUGGACGAGAGGCGGAGGCCCACUCCCGUCCGUACAUGGCCUCACUGCAGGUCGCCGACGGCGACAGGAUGAAACAUGAGUGCGGAGGGUUUCUGGUGGCCGAUCAGUGGGUGAUGAGCGCCGCACACUGCUUUCUCUCUGGGUCAGAAGGGAGGAAGGUGGUCCUAGGAGCUCACUCUCUGAGCGAACCGGAGGAUUCUAAACAAACCUUUGACAUUGUUCAAGUGUUCAGUCACCCUGAUUUCAGCAUCUCUAACUAUGAUAAUGACAUUGCUUUGGUCAAGCUGGACCGGCCAAUCAUUGCCAGUGAUGCAGUAAAGUCCCUGAAGUUCCAGAAGGACGAUGGGGCUGACCCCACCACGGAACAGGAGGUCAACACGGCGGGGUGGGGGUCACUGAACAACCUGGGGUCACGUCCUGACAAGCUACAGGAACUGGUCAUCGCUGUGAUGAACCGUGUUCGAUGCGGCCGCAGUGACUACUAUGGCAGGAAGUUCACCAAAAAUAUGCUGUGUGCGGCCAGCAAACAGAGUGACACCUGUGAUGGUGAUUCUGGAGGUCCUCUCCUGUAUAAUGGUGUAGCAGUUGGGAUCACUUCAAAUGGAGGGAAGAAGUGUGGAUCCAGCAAGAAGCCUGGUUUAUACACAACCAUCUCCCACUACAGCCAGUGGAUAGACAAGACCAUGACUCAAUAGAAGCCUGGUUUAUACACAACCAUCUCCCACUACAGCCAGUGGAUAGAUGGGACCAAUAGAAGCCUGGUUUAUACACAACCAUCUCCCACUACAGCCAGUGGAUAGACAAGACCACGACUCAAUAGAAGCCUGGUUUAUACACAACCAUCUCCCACUACAGCCAGUGGAUAGACAAGACCACGACUCAAUAGAAGCCUGGUUUAUACACCCCAUCUCCCACUACAGCCAGUGGAUAGACAAGACCACGACUCAAUAGAAGCCUGGUUUAUACACAACCAUCUCCCACUACAGCCAGUGGAUAGACAAGACCAUGACUCAAUAGAAGCCUGGUUUAUACACAACCAUCUCCCACUACAGCCAGUGGAUAGAUGGGACCAAUAGAAGAAUGUUGUGUCCCAAAUAUAUUCCAUAUGUAGUGCACUAAUUUUGACAAGGCCUCAUAGGACCAUGGCUUAUAACAUAGUAAAACAAUAUUAAUUAUAUUAUACCACUUUAUGAAACAAAUAAUCAUUCCUUAUGUAAAAAUCACCCAAAUAAACCAUACGCAUGAAUCAAUGAAGUCAUUGUAGUUUUGGGCAAAUGUUUCAAUCUUACAUGUUUUGGGCAAAUAUACUGUGAAAAGUUCAAACAUUUUGUGACAUGUGCAAGCAGAAUUAAAACCAUGCAUACAUUA
This is a messenger RNA of Oncorhynchus gorbuscha (pink salmon), 1545 nucleotides long. Its product is annotated as complement factor D-like. The record is from RefSeq and is a predicted model, not a curated record. The transcript has 5 exons. Gene Ontology annotation, molecular function: serine-type endopeptidase activity. NCBI's taxonomy places the organism in Eukaryota, Metazoa, Chordata, Actinopteri, Salmoniformes, Salmonidae. Gene Ontology annotation, biological process: proteolysis. Bases 105 to 872 code for a protein of 255 amino acids.